Felis catus (domestic cat) is the source of this 7308-nucleotide messenger RNA. RefSeq names its product FYVE, RhoGEF and PH domain containing 3 (gene FGD3). Gene Ontology annotation, cellular component: cytoplasm. Lineage: Eukaryota; Metazoa; Chordata; Mammalia; Carnivora; Felidae. Gene Ontology annotation, molecular function: guanyl-nucleotide exchange factor activity; metal ion binding. Gene Ontology annotation, biological process: filopodium assembly; cytoskeleton organization. The transcript has 18 exons. The record is from RefSeq and is a predicted model, not a curated record. The coding region runs from base 372 to 2591 and encodes 739 amino acids.
GCAGGACAGCCUGAGGUGGGGUUGCGGAGGCUGCACCUGGUGCUGGACGACCCCCUGGACACAGGGAGGCUCAGCCUGCCGCCUGCAUUCCAGCCACGCGUUGGCAGGGCUGUGUCCUGAGUGUCUGCUGGAACCUGAGUUUGUCUCCAAACGGCGAGCACAACGCAGGCUGGAAAUCUUGGACCCCCACUUCUAACGUGAUGGGCAGGAGGGAGACUUUCGGCCAGUCCCUCUCACGCCGGCUUCUGGCCUGAGCCGCCGACCGUGACCCGGAAGGAGUGCAGCCAGCAAGGAGCCAGGUGCGGAGCCCUCACUGGGGACCUGGGGCCAGGAAGCCCCUGGCUGGUCCCCCACAGAGCUCAGCUUUGAGGAUGGAGUCAGGAGAGGGGUCUUCAACAGCCCCGACCCCCGCUGCUGCCCUGGAGGAGCCAAACAUCGAGCCUGACUGCUCUUCCCCGGGGCUGCCCUUGGCAGCCCCGGGGAAGUUCCAAGCACUGCCCCUUGGGCCCAGAGCCCCCCGCAAGGACCCUGACCCCAGGAGUCCCGGCAGCCCGACCGCAGGGGACAGGCCCCCGGAUGCAGGCCCCGCGGGGGACCCCAGUGGUGGCGCUAAGAUCCCUAAUCGCGACAGUGGGAUCGACAGUCCAUCCUGCAGCGUGGCCGGCGAGCACUUUCCCUGUGAGGAGGGUGGUGAGGCCGGCCUGGGCCCCGUGGUCCCGGGGCUACACCCAGAGGCAGCCCCAGAAGGUGGGGCCCUGCGGGAGGAGGCCGACAGCGAUGAUGUGGGCGAAGGUAGCGGUGAGGAGCCAGACACUGAGAACAGCCCGCCGGGGGCCCGUGCGGACACAGCCAAGUGCUCUGAGCCCCAGAAGCUGCUCCACAUCGCCCAGGAGCUCCUGCACACAGAGGAAACCUAUGUGAGGCGGCUGCACCUACUGGACCAGGUUUUCUGCACCCAGCUGGCGGAAGCAGGCAUCCCUCCGGAAGUCACCACAGGCAUCUUCUCCAACAUCUCCUCGAUCUAUCGUUUCCACGGGCAGUUCCUCCUGCCGGAACUGCAGACACGGAUCACGGAGGAGUGGGACACGAACCCCCGGCUUGGAGACAUCCUGCAAAAGCUGGCCCCGUUCCUCAAGAUGUACGGCGAGUACGUCAAGAACUUCGACCGUGCUGUGGAGCUGGUGAGCACCUGGACCCAGCGCUCACCGCUGUUCAAAGAGAUCAUCCAGGGCAUACAGAAGCAGGAGGUGUGCGGGAACCUGACUCUGCAGCACCAUAUGCUGGAGCCCGUGCAGAGGGUCCCCCGCUACGAGCUGCUGCUCAAGGACUAUCUGAAGAGGCUCCCCGGAGACGCCCCUGACCAGAAGGAUGCAGAAAGGUCCCUGGAGCUCAUCUCCACUGCCGCCAACCACUCCAACGCCGCCAUCCGGAAAAUGGAGAAAAUGCACAAGCUGUUGGAGGUGUAUGAGCGACUUGGUGGCGAGGAGGACAUCGUCAACCCCGCCAACGAGCUCAUCAAGGAGGGCCACAUCCUGAAGCUGUCUGCCAAGAACGGCACUGCCCAGGACCGCCACCUCUUCCUGUUCAACAGCAUGAUCCUUUACUGUGUGCCCAAGCUGCGGCUCAUGGGCCAGAAGUUCAGUGUCCGGGAGAAAAUGGACAUUUCGGACCUCCAGGUGCAGGAUAUCGUCAAGCCAAACGCACCCCACACUUUCGUCAUAAUGGGAAGGAAGCGGUCCCUGGAGCUGCAGACUCGGACGGAAGAAGAGAAAAAAGAAUGGAUUCAGGUCAUUGAGGCCACCAUUGAGAGGCACAGGCAGAACAGCCAGACCUUCAAGGCCUUCAGCGGCUCCUUCGGCCAGGAUGAGGACUCCUCUCUCGCCCCAGAGUCCCCUGUGGUGAGUGCCAGCUCUGAGGACCCUGCUGUGGCAGCCGGCGGUGGAGGGGGCACCACGGGGCCCGAGCCGAGGAGAGGGUCUGCUAAGACCAGGCGCGACAAGGAGAAGCAGGGCUGCAGGAGCUGCGGCGAGACCUUCAACUCCAUCACCAAGAGGAAGCACCGGUGCAAGCUGUGCGGGGCGGUCAUCUGUGGGAAGUGCUCCGAGUUCAAGGCUGAGAACGGCAGGCAGAGCCGAGUCUGCCGAGAGUGUUUCCUGACGCAGCAGGUAGCACCUGAGACCCCCAGCCCUGAGGCGGUGCCCGAGGACCCCAAGCACAGCACAGAGAAGGCAGCGGCUGUGGACGCCCAGCCCAGCCUGCUCUGUGGUCACCUGCGGGUGUCAGACAGCGGUGACGCUUGGAGCGAGGUGUGGGCUACCAUCCCCACGUCGGAGCCCCUGGAGCUGGUGCUGCACCUGCAGGGAGGCAGCCAGGCUGGCCGGCCGCCACGCACCAUCCCCCUCUCGGGCUGCACAGUGAGCGUGCCGGACCCCACGGAGACUCUGGACACCGGGCAUGUGUGGCGGCUACAGCAGGCCCAGCAGGCCCUGUACCUGAGCACCCCGUCGGCAGAGCAGCAGCAGCGGUGGCUGCAGGCCCUGAGCGCAGCUGCCCGUGGAGACCUGGCUCGGGCCUUCCCAGGGGCCCCGUGAGCUGAGCCUCCGCCAGGUGUCCCCGCUCCGCAGCCACCACGGUGGGGCCUGUUGUCACCUGGGAGGUGGCGUCGGAGGCCGCGUGCAGGUGCAAAGGGCUCGGACCGCUGGGGGUGGACAGGUCACGGGGCGCUUGACCCUGAAGGGACCUCUCAGAAGUGGAGGAAACAGGCCCAGAGGGGGCAGCUGCCCACCCAGCAUGUCUCCUCAAAGAGCCUGGUUCUGCCCUCGGCCCCAGCUGAGUGGCCUGGAGUGAGGGUGCUGGCAGACUGUCUGGUGUGGGGCACCAGCUCUGGAAGGCAGAAAGAGCGACUUGGGGGUACCCGGGGCCUGGUGGAGGUCUGUAGUCCUGCCUUCCCUCUCUGCUGCCCCACCCCCGCCCCAUCCACACCAUCUGUACCCGUGAGCUGAACUGUGACCGGUGGUGGACUCCACCCCUCCUCCACCCUGUCCAGGCCCCGAGGCCCACCUCCCCAUUCGGACUGGCUGGUGGUCAGCCUGGGCCAUCCCUGUGGGACCUCCCUGAGAAAGUCAGCGGAGGCCAGCAGAGGCCUGAGUUGUGUGUGCGGCCAGCGGCAGGACCUGCUUGUCUGCAGAAAUAAAUGCUGGCAGCCAGCAGGUGGGCACAGCCUCAGGGCAGGGGCGCCAGAUGGGGAAAGAGGGUGACAGCACAGCUAGGCCUGGGGGUAUGGGGCCCACCCUGUGGCGCAGUGUAGGGCCUGGGGCCCAGCAGGCCCCUCCCCCUGGUCCCACCUGGUCCCCUUCCCCCCACACCCAUGACUUCUGCUCUCUGUGUGGUGACUGAGCACCUACUGUGUCCGCAGGACCUACUGGGCCCUUCUCUCCAGGAUGUGCCCACUUGACAGCUAAGGAAACUGCGUCCUAUCACCCCAGACCCAGGGGGUGGCCGGAAGUGACCCACUGGGAAUAGCAGCAUUCCGUGGGGUGGGAGGAAACUAGCCCCCCCCCACUGCAGGUGCCCAAGGAGGGGUCCUCACAGCUGCCCCCCAUGAGUUCUCUGAGCCGGGGCAGACCCGGCCCUCUCCUCCUGCCCACCAGCCUGGAGUCCCCACACGCAGGUUUCCACAGUGAUCCCAGUGGGGGGCCCUUUCCUCACUGGGCAACCUUGAGGGUCCGCUGGGAGUUAUGUUCCACAGCAGUCCAUCAGAGAGCCCCGGGGCCCGUGGAUUUUGGACAAGACACUGGGAAGGACUCCAGCAGCCGCAAGACAUGGUGCCUCGGGGUUUGGGAGGAACAGAAUCCGGAGCGGAGGACACCCCAGGGCGGGUGUUGCAGGAAGAGGGCUCAAGCCUAGGGCAGGGCCACGAGGGGCCAGCAGGUCACAGGUGGGGAGCAGAGCAGGCUGGAGGCCGCAGGGCCUGGCCUCCCCAAGGUGUCCCUCGGUGUUGCUCUGAGAGGUGGGGGCCACGGGGAGGGCCUGGGAGUGUGACUAGAUCUGUCUGGCAGCAGCAGGGUUGUGGGGGCGCAGAUAGAGACAGGGCCCCGGAUCCCCAGUGGGUCCCCAGGAAAACCCCUGUGAUGGGCAAGUUGGAGGCUGCAGCUCCCGGCAUUUAAAGAGAUGAAACGCCAGUGUUCUUGUGAAACAUCCUGAUAAAAGUUAGCAACUACCACAGUCUGAAGUCACAGGUGGGUGGCGGUGAGCAGCCCCAGGAGGCAGGUCUGUCCCCAGGCGCCCCUCCUGCCCUGAAGCCCAGGGCCUGGGCACACUCUCCUGCCCACCUACGGAGGGUCCUGAGGAAUGCCAGACGGUACGGGACAUGGUCUCAGUCCCUGCCUGCCUAGCCUGAUGCCACGCAUAGGGGCUGUGGUUGGAGCAAGGGGGUCUACCUGAGCAGGUGUCCACAGAAGGAAGGGUAGCUAGCAGUCGGAGCCCAGGCUCCCAUCGUGGGUGCCAGGGCCCACUGACCACCCCACCGUGGGAACAUGUCCCCUCACCAGGCCCAGAGGGGGAAAUACACUUGCCUGAGGUCACACAGUGAGGUAGGGACUUGGCUGGGUGUCGUCCACCUGUUCGUGCUGGGCAUUGCUCGCACGCCUCCUCUGUGCCACCACUGGAUUUCUGGGACUGGGGGGUCAGACGACACCCUGCAGCCUCUGGCCCUUCCACACGUCCAGCCUUAUUUUCUCCUGUUCCCCACACCCAGGUGCCCCCGGCUCCGGCCCUGGACCUUUAUUAGAACGUACCCGCCUCCUUCCCACCUCCCUGUCGGCCCUUUUGAGACCGUGCUGGAUGUACCUGUGCCCGGUCUCUACUUUUUGCUUGGAUACUUGCCCUUUUUAACCUGUCUCUCCACCCAGCACGGAAGCUCCCGGGGCAGCACGGUACACCCACAACGGUGCCUGCCUCCUAGCAGGUGCCUGCCUCCUAGCAGGUGCUCAGUUGGUAUCUGACAACAGGAUUGGUGAAGGCUUGGGGAUGCUGUUCUUUCCGUGUGGCCCCUGAACACCUUGGGCCUGGGAUCUUUGUUUUAUGGAGGAAACUGAGGCUCAGAGAGACCCAGUGGCUGCCUUCCCCGUGGUCUCCGGGACUCAGGAACAGAGCCAGCUUAUCCUUGGGCGUCUGGUCCCAUUGCAGAGAUUGGCACGAUGAGACCUGAGGGGACAGCAUGCCCCAGAACCCUGGCAGAGGGGCAUUUGGGUCCACUUGCAGCUAUGCCUGUCCCCCAGGGGGACACUGAGGUGGCAGGAUCAGCCCCUGAAGCCCCAGCUCAUGCCAGACCCCACAGCUGAGGCCUUGAGGUGCUCUAGCUGUGGCUCCCACACCUCCUGGGGCUGACGGUCCUGGCACCGGGCAUCCAGGGAGAGGGUGGGCUCGGCUCCCCCAGAGCUGUUUGCACAUAUCUGCAGGUGAGCCCCUUCGGAUCCUUCCAGGAGGCCCAGCUGGGAACCGAGGCUGUCAUGGACCCCAACGCCCGUUCCUUUCAGGCACCACCCCCCCCACACACAGGGCUCCUGGUGGGCAGGGUCAGCUGGUGGUCACCUCCAAUCUCUGACAUGGGGAGAAAAGGGUCAUGAAGCCUCCCAGAACAGCACCCGAGUCCUUCACACCCUCCCCCCGUGGGACUCUACCCCCUCUGCAUCCUGGUUCCCACCCAGCCACCUAGUGCACCCAGGAAGGAGGUCUGUGUGCCCCAGGUGCAUGUCCAUGUGGGCAGUGCUCGAGAGGCGUUCGGUCCAGGUGUAUCCACCUGUCAGCACUCUAUCUUUCUCCAGAUGAUGCAGCUAUGAUCCCUAGGGGGCUCCAAGUGGUCCCCAGGGGAGUCUCAAGGGUGCCAGGGGGCUCCAGGCUGUCCUGGCAGGUCUCCGGGUGGUCCCUGAGGGGUUCUGGUGUUCUGAACACCUGCUGUGAGGAGAGGCACGGCUGCUCCCUGACCAAACACCCUCGCACCCACCAGGGCUCCACUUUAUGAGGAGGGAACUGAGAGCCCAAAACGGUGAGUGGGGUCAGGGCAGGUUGUGGGGAGGAGCCAGGCGCCCACCCCACAUUCUGCACAUUCCAUCCUGGAAAAACGGCCGCCUCCGCCCUGCUGGCUCCCAGGACUGCCAGGCUAGGCCUGGCCCCGUCGGCUCUGUGGACUAAUGGGUGUGGUGCCCGCUUAUGGGUGCACAGAGCGGACGGAGGCGCUGAACCCAGGAAAGCGCAGCCCCCCCAGCCUACUCGUGGGAAGCCUUGUGUGCAGCACUCCUGGUUGGUCCCAGGGGGCCCAGCCUUGGGCGUGAGGGGGCCAGAGGGCCCUCCUGGAACAGGAAGGAAGGGCCUCCGGGGGCCCAAACCAGGCCUGGGGAAUAGAGCCAUCUCCAGCCUCACCUGAAGCUGCUGUGGGAGAAUGAAGCGUGUGCCAUAUGCUCUCUGUUGCCUGCCUUACCCCACGGCCACCGUCUGUAGGGACCAGCCUGCGGCUGCCAAGAUGUCCCCCACCAGAAUCCACACCGGCAGUACCUCUGAGGGGGACAAAGUUGUCCCCCUUCCUGCCAAGGCCGCUCUGCCUGCUGUAACACAUGUCCCCCUCCCUGACAGGCCCCCCCUCCCUGUGCCUUAUAAAACCCAGGCAAGCAAGUAAUGCCCCCGAAACACAAUGUCUGCCCCCAAAGGGGCCCCAGAAAACUGACAACUGAGCAGCCCAUCCAGGGUCAUCCCCAGAGCAGGAAGUGUGUGCGGCCCUCGGCCCAGAACCUACAGCAGCCUCUUCUGUGUCCUCCCAAAACCUGGACCAAGGGGCCACCGCCCUCUCCCGCACACAGGAGUGCGCUAUGGCUCAGCACGAGGAGGUCCCCAGGAGAUCAGAGCAGGGGCUGUGUCAGGUUUCUCUCAGUAGCAGAUCCUGUUAUGUGGAUUGAAUGCAAGGAGUUUAUUGAGGAGGCCACCUAGAAAGAGCUGUGUGGGUGGAGAAUGAGAUGGAGAAGGGCAGAGAGCCAACACAGGUGUCUCGGGUUGAAUGGUGUCCGUUACCUCCAAAUUCUCGUCCAUCCGGAACCUCAAAAGGUGACAUUAUUUGCAAUAAGGUCUUUGCAGAUGUUGCUGGUUAAGCAUAGAGCAGGGCCCCAAACCCAGUAAGUGCUUAUCAGAAGAGGAGAGGACAUUCCGGAAGGCCCCCCACGCUCCCAGGGGGAGUGUGGCCUUGCCCUCACCCUAACCCCAGACUCCCUGCCUCCAGAACCAAGAGAGAGUAAAUUUCUGCUGUUUCAAUCCCUUUCA